UGAGCCUGCGCAUUGACCUGCGUUCAGGAAAUGACACAGCCUAUGCUUACUAUGCCAACUUCAACAUUAGCUAUGAGGCUAAUCACUAUGCUAAAGAGCUGUCUGGAUACUCUGGCACUGCUGGAAAGAGAGGACAUGGAAAACAUGAUUUCAUGAGAUAUCAAAACGGUCAGCCAUUCUCCAUGAAAGACAAAGACCCAAAUACUCUUAGCAUACACUGUGCCAAGGCCUACAUCGGAGGCUGGUGGUAUAAAAAUUGCUACAAUGCAAAUCUCAACGGCCUCUAUGCUGCCUUCUCAGACAACAAGAUACAGCAUGAGCAAACUUAUUUAAACUUCUCAACUAAGUUUUGCACUACAAGGACUGAUUUCUGAGCCUUUUCCUCUUGUCUUUCAGGGUGUGGCGUGGAUAGACUGGAAGGGCAAAUUCGCAUCCAUCCCAUUCACUGAGAUAAAACUUCGGCCCUACUAUCUGAGUCAGUUGGCCCCAACAACCCAAGGUGAUAUAGUGUCAGGUGGAGGACAAUCAGUUUCUUUAAGUGAUUGCAGUGAGGAAUGGAAGGCUCACAGGCGUGAUCCAUAGUGCUAUUCAAUGCUGCACAACAUAUUCUCUGCACUCUGUCAUAGAGAAACAGGGACAUCAUCUCUGCCAGGUAGAGAACAGGGACAUAAAGGUGCACACGCACGCAUAUACUAUACAUCCAAAAUUCAAGUGGAUGACGACUUUACCCCACAGUCUAAAUUCCUGGCACAGCUGAACAGAAUACAAGCAUAAUGGUGCUUGUUGCCAAGAGUGAAAACAUCAAGUGGGUCGAGGAAUACCAGAACUGCAACCCUGAACAAGCUGAGAGGGAGAUGGCACAGACCACCUUGGGGCUCUCCACAAUGAGCCGGAAGACGUUUUAGGGAUGACUGAUAGUGUGGACUACUUAGCAACUUGUCGAGCAUUUCCUUUGGAUGCGUUCGGACUGAUUUAUACUCUCAACUUAAACUACCCUUGGAGUCUCAAUUUCAGAUUUUUCCAGAAGGUACUGAUGAACUUAAAUGAGCAGGACGUUCAUUGUACACUUCUUUGUUGGCUGCUACUCAUUGAAUCUGUGUUGAAGAUGUGGAUCUCCUCUGCAAAAACAUCUUUUUCAAACACAUCACCAAAUGUAAGAGGAGCAGAGGGAUGUUGCGAAGCUAAAGCAUUUGAUUCUAGCCGCUUUCACUGUAAAAUUGCACCUCAGGAAAGAUGUAUGCCUUCUAUUCUCUUCUGGUGUACAUCUUCUACACAGUCUUUAAAAAGGAAGAGGAGGCAGCACUCGAGGGGGCUUGCGGAGAAUCCCCAGAGGAACCCGGCCAUGUUUCCAUGGAAACAGAGAGCAGGGGGAAGGGUAGCCACACCCCCAAGUUGGGAAAAAGGGGAUGUGCAAGACUGAGUGAAUCAAGUAGCAGCAGUGAUAGUGAUGGUACGUCUCUCAGUGAUGAAGAUGAUGAUUUUGAUGAAGGUCAGGGGAUACCAGCCAAAACACCGUUAGCAGCUUUCUUGUCUUUCAAGCAAGAAGCAGAAAAGAAAAGAGCCUCUAAUACUCAAACAGAACCGAGUGAAAAGGUGACAGAGUCUCCACUGCUGUCUGUGAUGUCACACCUGCUGAGUUUCCUGGAACAAUAUUCCCACCUGCAACAGCUGCAGCAGCAGGCCAAUCAGUAUCGCCUGCAGUUGCGUAGACAUCGCGCCCAGCACCGCCAGAAAAUGAAAGCCCUGCGUGCAUCGUACCGCCAGCGCCUCAGAGACAAGAACAGUGUCAUUAAUAACCUGGAGGAAGUGAUCGCUCAGCAGCAGAGUCCAUCACCUGCAAAUGAUAGUGAGUGCAUGCUUGCUUCAGCCUCUCCUGCAGGGCUGCAUAAGUUGGUGCAGUCUCUAUGCGGGCUGCAGGGAGAGAGGAGUCAGCUGAGAGGAGAACUUCGAUCGCUUCAUUCCCAGCUUGAACAGAGAGAAAGGGACCGGCACACUAAAGUACAGGCCUUUCAGCAGCAGAUUGAGGAGCUGAAGAGCUGUAUUGAGGAAAGAGAAGAGGAGCUGUCCAAGCUCAGAAUUGAAUCUGGAGCUACAGACUCAGAAAAACGAGUGCUCUGCUUAUCAGCGGAGAAUGAGAGUUUGAAACACAGCCUUACAGUGACACAGGGUCUUCUACAACAGCUUUCAGUCAUCCCAUCCCAGUCCAGUUCUGUCCUCAUUAAGGAAAAUGAGAACCUGCGUAGUCGUGUUUUGCAGCUGGAGAGCUCUCUUCAGCAGCGUGUAGAGCAGCUGUCCCGUUUGGAGUACCAGCAGGAGCAGAGUGAAUGGAGGAGGGCAGAAGAGCAGAGGAGACGAGAGGACAGCGUGAGAGAGCUGCAGCUAGAACUGGACAAAGAACGCAACAAGGCCCCUGUGGUUAAAUAUGUCACUCAAACUGUGGAGGUAGAGUCACCUUCUACUAUACAACAACUAGCUGAAGCCAGGCAACAGAAUGAACAGCUAUCUGAGAAGCUAACCAAUCAGAGAGACAGAUGCCGACAGCUGGAGGAGAACAUCAGACACUCAGAUGAAGUCAGCUGCAAUUUGCAACACAAGAUUGCUGCAUAUGAGAGAGAGAUCGGGACCCUGAGGGAAGAGCUCCUGAAGGAGAUUGGGCAUCUUGAGGAAAAGAAAGAGGCGGCUGUAAAAGCGGCAGCAAACUGCUCUGAGGAACAUCUCCAGAGCUUGCAGGAGCAGUUCACAACCCUACAGAGGCGUCUAAGUGCACUCCCUCCCAGCUUACGCUCCAUGAAAACCGACUACACCAGCCUUCGCAGUCAGGUCCGCAACUUCUCUGACUUCUAUGGAACAGCUAUCAAAGAUGCCAAAAAACAGAUUAUGGCAGCUAUCAAUGAGAUGUCAGAGGCCAACAAAGACCUUCUGGAAAAAUACAGAAAAGAGGUAGCUCUCCGCAGGAAGUACCACGAGCAGCUGGUUGAACUGAAAGGCAAUAUACGUGUGCUGUGCCGUGUAAAGCCAGUGCUGAAGGAAGAUAAGCAUGAGGAAGGCCAAGCAGCAGUUGUGACAACAGACCCCAAUAACGAAUCUGCACUCACAGUUUUAAGCAAGGGAAAGGCCAAAACCUUUGAGCUGGAUAAAGUCUUUCACACUCAGGCCACUCAAGAAGAGGUGUUCCAGGAAAUCGAGCCACUCAUCACAUCCUGUAUAGAUGGCUAUCAUGUCUGCAUUUUUGCUUAUGGCCAGACAGGAUCUGGCAAAACCUAUACUAUGGAGGGUACUACUGAGAACCCUGGCAUCAACCAACGAGCCCUGAAACACCUGUUCAAUGAGAUUGAGGAAAGAAAAGACAUGUGGACUUACUCUGUCAGUGUCAGUUCAGUGGAAAUUUACAACGAGGUCCUGAGAGAUCUGCUCAGUAAGGAUGGAGAGAAGCUUGACAUCAAGAUCAACCCUGAUGGGACAGGUCAGCUACAUGUGCCAGGACUCAAGGUCAUGGAGGUCAAAAGCUUCCAGCAUAUCAAGAAAAUUUUGGCCAUAGCUCGAAAGAACAGGAUUACGUUUGGAACGCAGAUGAACCAGCAUAGCUCUCGUUCACAUGCCUUGCUCACUGUUACUGUGCUGGGCACAGACCUUGCCAGUGGAGCCAAAACCACCGGCAAGCUGAAUCUGGUGGAUCUGGCUGGUUCUGAGAGAGUAUGGAAGUCAGGUGCAGAGGGAGAGAGACUGAAGGAAGCCCAGAAUAUCAACCGCUCAUUGCUAGCUCUGGGAGAUGUGAUCCAGGCACUGAAGGCCCACCAAACUCACAUACCCUUCAGGAACUCACGACUAACUUACCUGCUGCAAGACUCACUGGGAAAAGGCAACAAAACCGCCAUGGUUGUGCAGGUUUCUUCUCUUGAGAGUAAUGUUGGAGAGACGCUGUGCUCACUAAAGUUUGCCCAGCGAGUGUGCAAGGUGGAGCUGGGCCCUGCAGCACGAAAGAUUGAGACAUGAGGACAUAAUGAAAACAAAAGUUAAGGCAAACCAUCAGUCCUCUUCCCUGGUCUACAAUAACCACAGGACCAGAAAACAAAUCAACUCAGCACUUGGCGGAGGCUUCCAAUCCUAUUCAAGGGCUACAGCUCUGGAAGCUUCAAUGAUGCCACAUUAUUCUUAGCAAUGAGAGAACAAAUGUAGCAUCACUCAAGAGGUCCAGCUUCUUCCAACUACACAGCAAUGAGCUCAUCUCCACCAGCUGAUCUGCUUGACAAAGUCUCACCAACAUCCCAGCACAACCAGUAUCUCCUUCAUCGUAAGUUUAAGAAUGACAGAAAAUGCUCUGCAGGGAAGAUUAAGGAAAUUUUCAUGAAUCUUGCAUAAACACAGUUGUGAAGCAAUCCUUUUUUGGUGUCUACACAAGUGAGUACAGUGUCUUUACUCAUAAUGUGCAACUCUCGUUUCUAUUGUUAUUUACUCAAAAACCAUUGAAAUUAUUUUUUAUAAUUUGAAUAUAUAGUACAUGAAUUAAUGGCCAAAAAGCUGUUUGUUUGAACUUCGAUAAUUAUAUACAGUGCAUUCAGAAAGUAUUCAGACCCCUUAAGCUAAAAUGCUUUAAAUUAUUUUUUAUUUUUUUCACAUCAGUCUACACUCCAUACCACAUAAUGACAAAGCAAUAAUAUUAUUUAUUAAGAUAUCACAUUGACAUAAGUAUUCAGACCCUUUGCUAUGACACUUGAAAUUUAGCUCAGGUGCAUCCCAUUUCUCUGGAUCAUCUUUGGGAUAUUUCUACACUUUGAUUCGUGUCCACCUGUGGCAAAUUCAAUUGAUUGGACAUGAUUUUGAAAGGCACACAAGUCAAGUGGCUUUAUUGCCAUUUCAACCAUUUACAGCAGGUACAGUACACAGAAAAAUGAAACCAUGUUCCUCCAGGUCCAUGGUGCUACAUAAAAACUACAUAAGACUACACAGAACUAAAUACUACACAGUUCUACACAGGACUACAUAAAGUGCACAUGUGCAAACAGCGCAAGACAAUAAUUACUAAAACAGGACAAUAAGUACAGCAAAGGACAGUGCUGCACCGACCAGUACACAGUUCUGGUGUGGAAUAAACUGUAAAAAGAUAUUAAAAUAUAAUAAUAAAUGCUGUAAAAUGUAAACAUAACACACUAGUUAGCAGCAAAAAAAUGCAGAUUGUCAAUACAGUAUUUGUUUACGGAGUUUUAACAACAUUUUAAGAAAGAAAUGUGCAAAAAUUGCAAAGGGAGUGGAAUGGUGUUCAACUGAGUAUGAAUGUGUGUGUGUGUGUGCCUGUAUGUGGUUUGGUGCUGGUCCAGUCUCUUGGUAUUGAGGAGUCUGAUGGCUUGGGGGAAGAAAUUAUUACACAGUCUGACCAUGAGGGCCCGAAUGCUUCGGUACCUUUUGCCAGACGGCAGGAGGGUGAAGAGUUUGUGUGAGGGGUGCGUGGGGUCAUCCACAAUGCUUGUGGCUUUGCGAAUGCAGCGUGUGGUGUAAAUUUCUGUAAUGGAGGGAAGAGAGACCCCGAUGAUCUUCUCAGCUGUCCUCACAAUCAGCUGCAGGGUCUUGUGAUCCGAGACGGUGCCCAGACCAGGUAAUGAUGCAGCUGCUCAAGAUGCUCUUGAUAGUCCCUCUAUAGAAUGUGGUGAGGGGUAGAUGGGCUUUUCUCAGCCUUCGCAGAAAGUAAAGACGCUACUGGACUUUCUUGGCUAUGGAGCUGGUGUUGAGGGACCUCUCUAUAUAAGGUCUCACAGCUGAAAAUGAAUAUCAGAGCAAAAACCAAGCCAUGAGGUCAAAGGAACUGCCUGCAGAGCUCAGAGACAGGUUUGUGUUGAGAGACAGAUCUGGGGAGGGCUACAAUAAAUUUUCGGCUGCAUUGAAGGUUUGAAAUAAAACUGAAGUGGAUCCUCACACUAUUUAAUUAUUCCCUUUUAUUAAUUUAAAAAUCACAGCAACGUUUCAAUCAGAAUGAUCUUCACCAGGCACACAUCAAUUUAAGUACUUUUGUUACAACCAAACACUUCUUUAUGUUCACAGGUUAAUAAUCAGGGUCAGUUCUCUCAUGAUCAAUCAAUCUAAUUUAAUGAGAACAAUUAAUUAGUUCAAACGUCAGCAAAACAUACACCAGUCUCCCACAAAUACAAACAAUUCACAAACAUCAGUGAAUCACAUGAUUAUAAAUGUCACAAUUUAAGCAAAAUCAUUUAAAACAGCAAAUAUUAGACACAGGUCAAAGUCAAACAAAUACAAACACCGAUACAAAGGUAAACGUUAUCCAAAAAGUCAAUAAGUCACAAGAAUGGAUGGAUAUCAAAAUCAAAGUUAAGACCCUUAGGAUACAAAGUGUUAAGUUACUCAAAUUGCGCUGCUUUGUCGGCACAAAACACAACAUUAGAGAUCUUUUAUGUUAUUAUGAGAAGUGUACAAAUAUUUUCGGUUCAUUAUGAAACUGUGGCAGGCCACCACAGUCUAGGUGAUUAAUGGGAAACACUGCUCCAUAAUUCUUCAAUGGAAGAAGUUUGGAACAACCAGGCCUCUUCCUAUAGCUGGCCACUUGGCCAAACUGAGCAAUCGGGGGAGAAGGGCCUUGGUAAGAGAGGUGACCAAGAACCUGAUGGCCAUUCUGGUUGAGCUCCAGAGAUCAUGUGUGGAAAUGGGAGAAACUUGCAGAAGGACAACCAUCACUGCAACACUCCACCGAUCUCGGCUUUAUGGCAGAGUGGCCAGACGGGAGCCUCUCCUCAAUGCAAGACACAAAAAAGCACCUAAAGGAAUCUCAGACUGUGAGAAACAAGAUUCUCUGGUCUGUUCCAAGUGUCAUGUCUGGAGGAAACCAGGCACCGCUCAUCACCUACACAAUACCAUCCCAACUGUGAAGCAUGGUGUCUGUAGCAUCAAGAUGUGGGGGUGUUUUUCAGCGGCGGGGAUUGAUCAGAGUUAAAGGAAAGUUGAACGCAGCAAAACACAGCGAUAUCCAUAAUGAAAACUUGGUCCAGAGUGCUCAGGACCUCAGACUGGGCCGAAGGUUCACCUACCAACAGGACAAUGACCCUAAGCACAGAGCCAAGACAACACAAGAGUGGCUUAGGGACAACUCUGAGAAUGUCCUUGAGUGGCCCAGCCAGAGCCCGGACUUGAAGCCAAUCGAACAUCUCUGGAGAGACCAGAAAAUGGCUGUCCACUGACGGUCCCCAUCCAACCUGACAGAGCUUGAGAGGAGCUGCAGAGAAUAAUGGCUGAAAAUCUCCUAAUCCAGGUGUGCAGAGCUUGUCGCAUCAUACCCAAAAAGACUUGAGGCCGUAAUUGCUGGCAAAGGUGCUUCAACUAAGUACUGAGUUAAGGGUCUGAAUACUUAUGCCAGUGUGAUAUUUCAGUUGUCUUUUUAUUACAUUUGCAAAGUUAUCAAAAAUCUGUUUUUUUCUUUGUCAUUAUGGGGUAUGGAGUUUAGAUUGAUGUGAAAAAAAAAAUGAUUUAAGCCAUUUUAGCACAAGGCUGCAACAUAACAAAAUGUGAAAAAAUAAAGGGGUCUGAAUGCACUGUAUGUGUAGCCCUGGAACUAGCCAAUUUGUCCUUAAUCAUGUGCUAGGUGUAGAGGACAUGUGGAAAACAUUGAGUUCAAAUCCAACUAUAUGAGAUCAGCAUUUGCGAGUUUGCUUGAACCCAGGCUUUUAAUGCAAUAGCACCUCUUAGUGGGUGAAUCUAAUUUUUCUUUUUUUUGGCCCAAGAAAGUUACUGUGCUGGACACUGUUUCACAUUAUUGUGAAUUUACAACCAAUAGCUAGUAAGACAACACUAUAAUAUCAAUAUAUUUAAAAUGCAUUAAAUUGAAUGAUAUAGAG
Messenger RNA from Myxocyprinus asiaticus (Chinese sucker), 7835 nucleotides. Its product is annotated as kinesin-like protein KIFC3. The transcript is spliced from 25 exons. The coding region runs from base 1234 to 3993 and encodes 919 amino acids. Lineage: Eukaryota; Metazoa; Chordata; Actinopteri; Cypriniformes; Catostomidae. Gene Ontology annotation, biological process: microtubule-based movement. Gene Ontology annotation, molecular function: microtubule motor activity; microtubule binding; ATP binding. The record is from RefSeq and is a predicted model, not a curated record.